This is a messenger RNA of Nicotiana tabacum (common tobacco), 687 nucleotides long. RefSeq lists its product as uncharacterized. NCBI's taxonomy places the organism in Eukaryota, Viridiplantae, Streptophyta, Magnoliopsida, Solanales, Solanaceae. The record is from RefSeq and is a predicted model, not a curated record.
AUGACAACGAAGUGUAUCAGAGUAGUUGCGAGUGAAGUGUUAGGGGUCUCGAAGGGCUUCUCUGGCAGACACAAAGGUGAUUGGUGGUGGAGUGAGGAGGUACAAGAGAAAGUGAAAGCCAAGCAAGCGGCGUACUUGACGCUUAUAGAGAGCAUGGAUGAAGAGGCGAAGAGGAUGAACAUGGAGGGGUAUGGGAGGGCUAAGAAGGAGGCGAAGUUAGCGGUUACUGCGGCUAAGACUGCGGCGUUUGGGCGUUUGUAUGAGGAGCUUGGGGCUAAAGGCGGGGACAAGAAGUUAUACAGGCUGGCCAAGGUAAGCGAGAGGAAGGCCCAUGAUCUGGAUCAAGUUAAGUGUAUCAAAGAUGAGGAAGGUAGAGUUUUGAUUGAAGAGGCUCAUAUUAGACGAAGAUGGCAGACAUAUUUCCAUAAAUUCUUGAAUGAAGAGGGUGAUAGGGACAUUGUGCUGGGCAACUUGGAGCACUCCCAGAUGCGCAGGGAUUUUGGGUAUUGUAGGCACAUAAGUGUAUGGGAGGUCGAGGGGGCUAUGCGUAAGAUGCACAGGGGUAGAGCUACCGGGCCAUAUGAAAUACCUGUGGAAUUUUGGAAGAAUGCGGGUAAGACAGGUUUGGAGUGGCUCACUAGGCUGUUCAAAGUCAUUUUUAGGACGAAGAAGAUGCCCGAUGAAUAG